AGGCAUUAAUUGCAUCACCGUUCCUUUCUCUACCUUCUUCCUCCUUCCCCCGCCCACCUGCAUGCUGGGUCGCGAGCCCACAGCGCGCCGUAUUGUCUCUUCGUCUCUGGCAUCCUAUUCGCUCCUUUGUCUGGUCAGAUGUUGUAUCUGACAUCGGACCUAUUUCCUGUCUUUGUACCUUUUGGGCUUAUUGGGUUCUAUCGUUAUUUCUGGUACCUCAUCCGUUUCUCCGCGUUCGUUGUCUACCGUCCUGUGCCCCUUCCCGAAAAUCCAACAUAUAUCGCCUCGGAAGAUGUCACCAUCAUCGUGCCAACGAUAGACGCAGGGGAGGAGUUCAAGGAUGCGGCGCGCAGCUGGCUCGUAGGCAAUCCCAAGGAAAUUCUCAUCAUCACCGAAGAGAAAAUGUUCGGCCCAUUACAGGAACUCGCUAAUGCUGUCGACCCUUCGCGAAUACACGUCCUAACGGUGCCAUUCGCUAAUAAGCGGUUACAGAUGAGCCACGGUAUCAAGAACACGACCACGGACAUCAUCGUCUUCGCCGACGACGAUGCGAUAUGGCCUCCCACGUUGCUUCCUUACGUCCUUGCAUGCUUCGAGGAUCAGAAAGUCGGCGGCGUCGGUACCAGCCAGAGGGUACAAGCCGUGGGCCCCAAGAUGACGGUGUGGGAGGUUCUCGCAGCAUUUCGGCUCACAAUCCGUAAUAUUGAAAUUUCGUCUUCCACGCACAUCGAUGGUGGCAUUCCUUGUCUGUCAGGUCGGACCGCCGCUUAUCGGACCAUCAUUCUUAAAGAUCCAGAGUUUCUCCAUGGCUUCACACAUGACUAUUGGUUGGGCAAGUACCAGCUCAACUCGGGCGACGACAAGUUCUUGACUCGGUGGAUGGUGAGCCAUGGAUGGAGCACGUACGUGCAGUGCUGUAGGGAAGCCGAGCUGCUUAGCACGAUGAAGCCUAACUGGCGGUUCCUGAAGCAAGUAUUGAGGUGGACCAGGAACACUUGGCGUUCCGAUCUCCGGAGCCUGUUCACGGAGCGAUAUAUCUGGACAUCGCAUCCAUAUGUAGCUUAUACCAUGGUGGACAAGUUGUUCAAUCCUUUCACGCUACUGGUGGGCCCAUGCCUAGUAGGGUAUGUUAUUUACAAGAGUACUAUACCCGUCGACCAGGGGGGAUAUCAUUUACCGUGGUGGAACGUCCUUGCUUCGUACGUCGUCUGGUUGUUUGCCACACGAACGGCAAAGCUCCUUCCGCAUCUAUGGAAUAACCCAGAACACAUCAUCUACGUGCCGGCUUUCAUCGUCUUUGGCUACUAUUUCGCGAUAAUGAAGCUCUAUGCUCUUUGUACGCUUCACGAGGUUAACUCGUAACUCGUACUCUGUGGGUUGUAAUUUAAUAAAUUACGAAAUUCGGCGUGCUACGCGAUCGUCGUGAAGAUCCCUUUAGGGUGGGCAGGGUGGUCAGGGCGUGCGGGCCUGAGGGGUUCUUGAUUGCCGGGUUCUUUUUUUUCGCGGUUUUGAUGAGGGGAAAGGAAUCCUGUUCGUUCUGGGGGGGGGGGGGGGGGGGGG
Molecule: messenger RNA, 1560 nt
Organism: Guyanagaster necrorhizus
Lineage: Eukaryota; Fungi; Basidiomycota; Agaricomycetes; Agaricales; Physalacriaceae
Product: glycosyltransferase family 2 protein
Exons: 6
Coding region: 139-1362 (407 amino acids)
Source: RefSeq, a predicted model, not a curated record